CGCCGGGAUCGCCGCGCGCCGAUGCCGCCUCCCAUGGUGCCCCGCGCCGGCUGAAUGGGGCAGAGCCAAGAUGGCGGCGAGCGCGGCCCCGGCGGGCGGCGGGUCCCUGUUCGAGUGCCCGAGCUGGGCAGGGAAACCACCACCUGGCUUACACCUGGACGUAGUCAAAGGAGACAAACUCAUUGAGAAACUCAUCAUUGAUGAGAAGAAAUACUAUCUCUUUGGGAGAAAUCCUGAUCUGUGUGAUUUUACCAUUGACCACCAGUCUUGCUCUCGGGUCCAUGCUGCCUUGGUCUAUCACAAACAUCUCAAGAGGGUUUUCCUCAUAGAUCUGAACAGCACACAUGGCACGUUCCUGGGUCACAUCCGUUUGGAAGCUCACAAACCCCAACAGAUCCCCAUUGACUCCACGGUUUCCUUUGGAGCCUCCACCCGUGCGUACACGCUGCGAGAGAAGCCGCAGACGCUGCCCUCAGCCGUGAAAGGGGACGAGAAGAUGGGUGGUGAGGAUGAGGAGCUGAAGGGUUUGCUGGGGCUGCCAGAGGAGGAGACAGAACUGGACAAUCUGACAGAGUUUAAUACAGCCCACAACAAAAGGAUCUCCACACUGACCAUUGAGGAAGGGAACUUGGACAUCCAGAGGCCAAAGCGAAAACGGAAGAACUCCAGAGUGACAUUCAGUGAUGAUGAUGAGAUCAUCAAUCCAGAGGACGUGGACCCAUCUGUGGGGCGGUUCCGGAACAUGGUGCAGACAGCAGUGGUCCCUGUUAAGAAGAAGCGCCUGGAGAACGCGGGCUCGCUGACCACGGACGAGUCUGCGUCACGGCGCAUGCAGAGCUUCCCCUACAGUGGAGGAUUGUACGGGGGGCUGCCCCCCACCCACAACGAGGCGGGGUCGCAGUCCCACAGCGUCCACGGCACCGCGCUCAUCGGGGGGCUGCCCAUGCCCUACCCCAACCUCGCCCCCGACGUGGACUUGACUCCAGUUGUGCCCUCCACAGUGAACAUGAACCCGGCUCCAAACCCUGCUGUCUUCAACCCUGAAGCUGUGAAUGAACCCAAGAAGAAGAAAUAUGCCAAGGAGGCCUGGCCGGGCAAGAAGCCGACCCCGUCCCUGCUGAUCUGAGCCGGGCUGAGGGAGGGUAGGAGUUACCAACUCCAGAAACUUUUCAUGUGCGGUAUCGUCUUUUUAAAAUUUCGGUGUCCUAACAGAUGUAAUACCAAGAAUGGAGGAGUGAAAUAUCCUUUAAAGAUCUGUCUUCAAAUGUUUUUAUAUGUCUGUUAAAAAAAAAAUACAGUUCCCAUCUCCUUUUGAACCAAAACCCCUACAGCCUUUUCUUAGCCACUGCUGUCCCAGAGGUCUUUAUGCUGAGUUUGGAUCCGUAAGUCAAGGGGCAGUGACACAAUUUAAUUAUCACUUAUGGCAUGACCCUGCAGGUCCGUGUAUUUCAGUGUUGAGCUCUUUGUGGUGACACUGUUCCUGUUGGACAUGCUCACAGCAGGCAGCUCUGUCAAGAGGAAAUGUUUGUGGGGCCAAGUCUUGCAGAAUCCCAUUGGAAGGAGUUGUAAAACUUGCAGAAUAUAGGUCAGCUUUUAUUUUUUUAUAUUUUCAAAACUCCACUAAUGUGGGACAUUCUCUUUUUUUAUUAUUAUUAUUAUUUUUAGUUUGGCUACAGCUUCUUUUAAUUUCCUCAUAAAACACUAGAUCAUCCCACGAGUCAUGAGUUGAGAUGGAUGAGCAACAGGUGGGUUCCUCAGCUUUGUUCCAGUGCUGCAGAAUGGGGUCUGUGGGAUGGAUACAGGCUGCAAACUGUUGGAGCAUCCGAGGAUCAGGCACUGUGUGGUGACUCCCCUGGAUAACUCAGGGUGUGACACAGUGGAGUUUCUUUUAGACUUGGUGGCCCAUGUAACUUAUAUAGUUUCAUUUUUAUUUGCAAAUGGAACUUUAAAGUUUAGAUUGUAUGAGAUUCAACAAGACAGAGAGCUGGAAGGACUGGCACGUUCCACACACACAAAUAUUUUGGCUGCUGGGAACUGCAGGUGAGAAUUGAGUGCUGCAGAGAGCCAGAAUAGGAAUUCUCAGUGGACUUGGGUUGUUGCUCAAGCCCUUUAAUUCCUUAGGUUUAAAUUUGAAAGUGAUUCACAUACUCAGACAUAUUGUGGCUGUACUUUACACAAGGUAAGGCCAGAGCUCUAUUAUUGUGUUUACUCUGGAUUUUUGUACACACUCUAAAGCAGUUCAGCCACAAGUCACAUUCCUUUAGUGUUUGGGGGAUCCAGGAAAUGUGCACCAAAAUGAGAGCAUGUACCUGGCUGUUCACUGUGUGCAAGGACUGCAGCUACUUGGGGAACUAGUGCCAGGUUGCUGGAUCAGGGCUGUGUUCCAGUGAGCUGGGAUGGUGCAGGAUCAGGGCUGUGUUCCAGUGAGCUGGGAUGGUGCAGGAUCAGGGCUGUGUUCCAGUGAGCUGGGAUGGUGCAGGAUCAGGGCUGUGUUCCAGUGAGCUGGGAUGCUGGAUGGUGCAGGAUCAGGGCUGUGUUCCAGUGAGCUGGGAUGGUGCAGGAUCAGGGCUGUGUUCCAGUGAGCUGGGAUGCUGGAUGGUGCAGGAUCAGGGCUGUGUUCCAGUGAGCUGGGAUGGUGCAGGAUCAGGGCUGUGUUCCAGUGAGCUGGGAUGCUGGAUCAGGGCUGUGUUCCAGUGAGCUGGGAUGCUGGAUGGUGCAGGAUCAGAGCUGUGUUCCAGUGAGCUGGGAUGGUGCAGGAUCAGAGCUGUGUUCCAGUGAGCUGGGAUGGUGCAGGAUCAGGGCUGUGUUCCAGUGAGCUGGGAUGGUGCAGGAUCAGAGCUGUGUUCCAGUGAGCUGGGAUGGUGCAGGAUCAGGGCUGUGUUCCAGUGAGCUGGGAUGCUGGAUCAGGGCUGUGUUCCAGUGAGCUGGGAUGGUGCAGGAUCAGGGCUGUGUUCCAGUGAGCUGGGAUGGUGCAGGAUCAGGGCUGUGUUCCAGUGAGCUGGGAUGGUGGAUGGUGCUGGAUCAGGGCUGUGUUCCAGUGAGCUGGGAUGGUGGAUCAGGGCUGUGUUCCAGUGAGCUGGGAUGCUGGAUGGUGCAGGAUCAGGGCUGUGUUCCAGUGAGCUGGGAUGCUGGAUGGUGCAGGAUCAGGGCUGUGUUCCAGUGAGCUGGGAUGCUGGAUCAGGGCUGUGUUCCAGUGAGCUGGGAUGCUGGAUGCACCUGACCCAUUUUCAGACAGAUGCCCCAAAAUCUCUGUGAGUUCUGUUCUGCAGUGAUUGCUUCUAUCAUGUCCCUGAGGUGCCAGCAGGCAGCCUGUUCUCUUCCCUCCCCACACCAUCACAUCCAGCUCAGACUAUUCCCUGUGUGGAUUUAGCACCUGCUCCAUGAUCCAGCUGUGCUGCUCUGUGUUUAAGUUGCCAUUGAUGAUUCAGCUGUUGGGCGUUUGUUCUGCUUCCCAGUGCUCCCACAAUGACUCAGAAUCUUCCUCUCUUUAGUCUGGCCUAUAGGAUUUUCAUUUCCCAGCCAGUUGCUUUCUGAAGGCAACUCUUUAGGGUAAGACUAGUCAGGACAAACAAAAUUGAGCAGGUUUCCUUAUUUUCCUUUCUGUUUUGGGGCAUUUUUUUGUUUGUUUUAUUUUGGGGGGAAGAGGGUUGGGUUUGGGGUUUUUUGGGAUUUUUUUUUUGCAAGUGGCUCUUUGCAAGAUUUUUCUUGACAAGGGAAACUUCACUGCUCGUUGUUUUUUAAAGCUCUUCUCCUCCCAGACUCUGAACCAGCUCUUAUUAUUUCAGAGCUUAGGGGCCACAGCUGGCCAGGAGGGGACAGGAACAUCGAGGGGCUUUGUACAGACAUUUGUACACUUGUGUAAUAUGUAAUAGGCCUUUUCACACUUCUGUUGAGCUUUUUACCUGUAACCUUUACUAUGUUGUAAAUUAAAUGCAGUUUUUGCCAGG
Poecile atricapillus (Black-capped chickadee) is the source of this 3947-nucleotide messenger RNA. RefSeq names its product protein phosphatase 1 regulatory subunit 8 (gene PPP1R8). Gene Ontology annotation, molecular function: protein serine/threonine phosphatase inhibitor activity; mRNA binding; protein binding. The record is from RefSeq and is a predicted model, not a curated record. Gene Ontology annotation, cellular component: nuclear speck. The transcript is spliced from 7 exons. Lineage: Eukaryota; Metazoa; Chordata; Aves; Passeriformes; Paridae. The coding region runs from base 71 to 1126 and encodes 351 amino acids.